Molecule: messenger RNA, 1682 nt
Organism: Nelumbo nucifera (sacred lotus)
Lineage: Eukaryota; Viridiplantae; Streptophyta; Magnoliopsida; Proteales; Nelumbonaceae
Product: tetrahydroanabasine acetyltransferase-like
Source: RefSeq, a predicted model, not a curated record
CCAAGAGUCAUAUGUUAGUAUCUACUGGCUGCCACUCAUUGUGAACUGUUUGGUAGUUGGUGUCUACCAACUCUGUUUCACCGAUAAAUACAGAGCCAGGCUCCUCGAUKGAUCAGAUACCARGGAAGGAACAAUCAACAAUGGAAGUGAAGGYCUUGGAAACCACCCUUGUAUUUCCCUCUCMACCACCKUUCGACCAUGAUCAUGUCCUCCCCCUCUCCCACCUYGACAAUGACCGAAAUGUUCWGGUCAACUUUCGUUAUGUCCGUGCCUACGUUAACUCUCCCACCAAGGAUGCUACUCCCGGAGCUGAUCCCAUCCGCGUCAUCUCCGACGCUCUUUCCAGGGCCCUCGUCUACUAUUAUCCCUUCUCUGGCACUCUCCGCCGCCGCCMUACCGACUCCCGCCUUGAACUCCUCUGCACCGCCGUCGUUUGCGCCACCGCGAAUUGUUCACUUGCUUCGGUCAAUUACCUCGACGACCUUGACGCUCAUUUUCUAGAACAGUUGGUACCCGAUCCCAACUCUGGCAACGAGCUCCUCCACCCCUUCAACCUACAAAUCACCAUCUUUAAGUGCGGGGGCUUCACCCUCGGCGCUUCAAUUCAUCAUUCCAUGUGCGAUGGACUGGGGGCAACUCAGUUCUUCAACGUCAUGGCCGAGUUUGCUCGCGGGGCUACUCAACCUUCAAUCCAGCCCGUCUGGGACCGCUCUAGUCUGCUCGGACCAAGAGACCCACCUCGUGUUGRGGUACCUUUUCAUGAGUUCCUUUGUUUGGACAAAGAUUUCUCACCAUACAACCAAACGCCCGGUCCUCUUGUUCGUGAAUGCUUUCCCGUUAAGGACGACUGCCUGGAGAGGUUUAAAGCGAAGCUUUCCGAGGAGUCUGGGUCGAGCUUCACUACAUUCGAAGCUUUGGGAGCUUUCCUAUGGCGGGGCAGGGUUAAAGCCUCUGGAAUUACAGGGGAUGAAAAGGUGAAGUUCGCCUACUCAAUCAACAUAAGGAAACAGCUAAAGCCGGCACUUCCCGCCGGAUACUGGGSCAAUGGGUGUGUGGCCAUGUACGUGCAGCUUAGUGCCCGAGAACUGAUAGAACGGCCUCUUUGGGAGGYAGMAGAGMUGAUYAAGAAGAGCAAACGCAAUGCCACRGAUGAAUACGUGAGGUCAUUCAUCGACUUCCAAGAGCUACAUUACGCAGAGGGGAUCACGGCCGGGAAGGGAGUGAGCGGGCUCACAGAUUGGAGGCACUUGGGUCAUUCUACGGUUGAUUUUGGUUGGGGAGGUCCAGUUACUGUUCUGCCUCUGUCCAGGAACCUACUCGGCAGCGUCGGACCUUGCUUCUUCUUGCCUUACUCUUCUACCAAUAAUGGGGCCAAAAAGGAUGGAUUUAAGGUUCUGGUGUCUUUGCCAGAGUCGGCAAUGCCUGCUUUCAGGGCGGAGAUGGAAAUAUUUAGUACUGGGUAGGGAGGGCUUCAAGCUUUAUCCACUAUUCGUUUCUAUUUCCAUGUAGUCAAUUCAUAAUCCUGCUGGUUUUCAUACGGAUCCUGUAAUUCUGUUCGGUGAUGGGCUGUGACAGUCAAUUGCUCUGUAGACUCCCAGUUAAUAGUAYUCCAAUAAUAAUUCAGUUCUAAGUAUUUCAUGAACCGAUUGAAAUUUCGAUUAAUUCCAAAGGCUUUGCAUUGA